Molecule: messenger RNA, 1036 nt
Organism: Vitis riparia (riverbank grape)
Lineage: Eukaryota; Viridiplantae; Streptophyta; Magnoliopsida; Vitales; Vitaceae
Product: WUSCHEL-related homeobox 3
Exons: 2
Coding region: 198-824 (208 amino acids)
Biological process (GO): plant organ development
Molecular function (GO): DNA binding; DNA-binding transcription factor activity
Source: RefSeq, a predicted model, not a curated record
CUGCAAUGGGUACUUUUCCUCUUUUUUAACCUCUCCUUUUGCUGCUCUCUCUCUCCAUCCCUUUUGUCUCGCUCUCUCUUUCUGGCACUGUAUCUUUCUCUCUUGCCAUCUAUUUAUAUCUCUUUGAAGCGCCUCCCUACCCCCCCACCCACACCUAAUCUCCACUGCAACAAACAAACACCAUAACCAUAACAGUCAUGUCUCCAGCAGCCUCAUCAAGGUGGUGUCCAACCCCAGAGCAGCUCAUGAUCUUGGAGGAAAUGUAUAGGGGAGGAGUGAGAACUCCCAAUGCUUCUCAGAUUCAACAGAUCACUGCCCACCUCUCUUUCUAUGGCAAGAUUGAAGGCAAGAACGUCUUCUACUGGUUUCAGAAUCACAAAGCAAGAGACAGACAGAAGCUCCGCAGGAAACUUAGCAAGCAGCUGCAGCAACAACAACAGUUUCACCAACACCAUCACCAGCCGCUGCAGCAACAAAAUCAACGCAAUCAACCCCUCCUUCAUUACCUUGACCCUCCUGUCUAUUCUGCUUUCCAUCAACUUUUCAAUUAUAACACAAGCCCCUUUCUUCCUCAGGGAGGAGUAGUUGAAGAUCAAGCACCAGUGAUAAACUACACAUGGAAGAUGGACAUCCCUGGAGUGGAGACAAGCGAGAUGGAGAAGUCGAUGAUGAGAAUGUACAGCCAUGAGUGGAUGAUGAUGGCGGACAUGCCCCCAACUCCCAGUACUCCUUGCUGCAACAGUAACAGACCCCUGAAAACUCUACAACUCUUCCCAAUCACAGCAACUCCCAAUGUCAAAGAAGACUCCACGACCACCUCCUAAAACGCCAUAAUAAUAUCUGUCUCACUCUACUUCUCUAGGCACCUACUACUUCUUCAGUAUCUCUGCAGUGACAUAUGUUUAUCAUCUUGGUUUCUGUAAUCUAAUGAGCAGUUAGUAUUCAACCCACUGGUCUUGUACUACUGCUACCUAUUGUACUCUUUAUUUUUCUAAACUCAUAUAUAGCAUCUGCAAUAUUUGGCUUGAGAGAAGUA